GAAUGGUUAGUCACAAUGAUGGAUACAUUCAUGGUCCGCGGCACCAACAGUCCCAUGCAAUGGAUUUUAGAUCUCCGCACAUAUGGGCUAAAAGUCCACUACAAUUCGACCACUCCGGGCCACGUCGGUUGGAUGAAUCAUGAUCAGCUGCUGUACAAAGACCUCAACUUCACUGUGCGUGAUUUCAAAGCCUUCAUCCAUGGGCUGGUGAGCACCACCCGGCAGCUGCUGUAUGAGGAGCUACUGUUGGGCUCCAAGGCUGGCGGUGCCGCCGUGCCAGAAAUUCCAUGGCAGGAAAUCCGCGAUGAUCCGACCCAGCGAGGCCAUGGAUGGAACUUUUUGCAAGAUCCCCGCACACAGUGGCCGGUAGCUGGCUCCCAGUGGCUGUCGAACCGUGUCCGUACAGAACCCAGGCUCCAGCGUCAGUUCAUCGAGACCCAGACUGGCCGAUUCCGCAUGGGAGCCAUUGAUUCAUACCUGCAGCGGGUGGUACGAUUUCGGGAGAAGCUGUGCAUUGCCGUGCAUAUUAGUGGUGGCCAGCCA
Molecule: messenger RNA, 543 nt
Organism: Aspergillus ruber CBS 135680
Lineage: Eukaryota; Fungi; Ascomycota; Eurotiomycetes; Eurotiales; Aspergillaceae
Exons: 1
Source: RefSeq, a predicted model, not a curated record